GUCAGGUGACAGCGGCGGAGCAUACUUGGCAGAAGACGGAAGGCCAGCUCUCGGGCUGCCUUGGGACCUUGCAGAGAAGACCUGGGGCCAUGCGGUCCUCCGAGCAGCCCCAGCUGGCUCGCAGGCGCCUGGCGCUCCCGCUGCUGCUGUUGCUGCCCGCGCUCCUGCCGCGGUGCCGGGCCACCAGCACCCAGCGCUACGACCCCACGUGGGAGUCGCUGGACAGCCGCCCGUUGCCUGCCUGGUUCGACCGGGCCAAGUUCGGCAUCUUCAUCCAUUGGGGAGUGUUUUCUGUACCCAGCUUUGGUAGCGAAUGGUUCUGGUGGUAUUGGCUAAAGGAAAAAAGAUCAAAGUUUGUGGACUUUAUGAAAGAUAAUUACCCUCCUGGUUUUAAAUAUGAGGAUUUUGGGCCACUAUUUACAGCCUAUUUUUUUAAUGCCAGCCAGUGGGCAGAUAUUCUCCAGGCAUCUGGUGCCAAAUAUGUUGUCUUAACUACCAAACAUCACGAAGGCUUUACCUUGUGGGGUUCAGAGUAUUCCUGGAACUGGAAUGCCGUAGAUGAGGGCCCAAAGAGGGACAUUGUCAAAGAGCUUGCUGUGGCCAUCAGGAACAGAACCGACUUGCGCUUUGGACUCUACUACUCUCUUUUUGAAUGGUUUCACCCACUCUUCCUGGAGGAUGAAUCCAGUUCAUUCAAAAUGCGGCAAUUUCCAGUCUCCAAAAUGUUGCCUGAGCUCUAUGAGUUAGUGAACAAGUAUAAGCCUGAAGUUCUGUGGUCGGAUGGAGAUGGAGGAGCACCAGAUCACUACUGGAACAGCACUGGCUUCUUAGCCUGGCUGUAUAACGAAAGCCCUGUUCGGAACAUAGUAGUCACCAAUGAUCGAUGGGGAGCUGGCUCCAUCUGUAAGCACGGUGGUUACUAUACCUGCAGUGACCGUUACAACCCAGGACAUCUUUUGCCACAUAAAUGGGAAAACUGCAUGACAAUAGACAAGUUUUCCUGGGGCUACAGGCGAGAAGCUGGAAUCGGUGAUUAUCUUACAAUUGAAGAAUUGGUGAAGCAACUUGUAGAAACAGUUGCCUGUGGAGGAAAUCUUUUGAUGAAUUUUGGCCCCACACUAGAUGGCACCAUUUCUGCAGUUUUCGAAGAGCGACUAAGGCAAAUGGGAACCUGGCUCAAAGUCAAUGGGGAAGGGAUUUAUGAAACACGCACUUGGCGAUCCCAGAAUGACACUAUCACCCCAGAUGUGUGGUACACAUCUAAACCCGAGAAAAAAGUAGUUUAUGCUAUUUUUUUUAAAUGGCCCAUCUCAGGAAAGCUGUUUCUUGACCAACCCAUAGCUAGUCUGGGGGCAACAGAGCAUUUUCCUCCUUCUGGCACUCCACUCAACACAGGAGCAAUAGAAUCAAGAGUUUGUAAAACAGCAUGUAAAACUACUGGGCCAUGGACAGCCACUGACUUGGAUCUCCUCAGGGUCAAAUGGCAUUACGGUAGAACUGCCACAACUAAACUUUCAUCAGAUGCCCUGUAGGUGGGGGUGGACUCUAACACUCAGUAAUGUGACCUAACCUGCCGCUGAUUGGCACACGCCAUGGCUACCUCUUACCUCAGGAAGUGUCAGGUUUCUGGAAUAUUAGCACAUGGAGAAAGCAAGGUAAAAAUGAUCCAGGGAAAUGGAAUAAUUAUGCAAUGAAGCCUCCUUUCCUGGAUUCUUUCCUAAAUCACUCAUCAUACCAUUUGAACCCUUCAAUGCACUUUCCUAUAGUCUCUUCCUACUGAAUUCAUCCCUACAUGUGAAUCACAAGUGGCAAUUUUAGAGCAGUUACAAACUUAAAGCACUGUGGACUGAAUUCUCUCUCCACCCCCAUUCUCAUGUUGAAGCCCUGGUGCCCCAUGUAACUGUAUUUGGAAACAGAAUCAGGCAUAAGGCCCUAAUACAAUAGGACUUUUCCCUAUUAGGGAAAGACACUAAAAUGGAGGGGAAACCGUGUAUGAAGACAGUGAGAAGGUGACCACAUGCAAGCCGUGGAGAAAGGUGCAAAAGAAACCAAGCCUUUCCACAUCUUGAUCUUGGACGUCAGGCAUACAGAACUGUGGGAAAAUCAUUUUCUAUUGCUGAAGCCAUCCAGGGUGUCUCUCUCUCUCUCUCUCUCUCUCUCUCUCUCUCUCUCUCUCUCUUCUCUCCUCUUUCUCAUUGGCAAUCAUUAUAAUGCAGAUAAUAGCUAAUAAAUUUGGUCAGAUAUCUAUUUCUAAUGCA
Messenger RNA from Nannospalax galili (Upper Galilee mountains blind mole rat), 2258 nucleotides. RefSeq names its product alpha-L-fucosidase 2 (gene Fuca2). Gene Ontology annotation, molecular function: alpha-L-fucosidase activity. Gene Ontology annotation, cellular component: lysosome. Bases 90 to 1532 code for a protein of 480 amino acids. Gene Ontology annotation, biological process: glycoside catabolic process; fucose metabolic process. The transcript has 8 exons. The record is from RefSeq and is a predicted model, not a curated record. Lineage: Eukaryota; Metazoa; Chordata; Mammalia; Rodentia; Spalacidae.